Messenger RNA from Sphaerulina musiva SO2202, 555 nucleotides. RefSeq names its product nuclear movement protein nudC. The transcript is spliced from 2 exons. Lineage: Eukaryota; Fungi; Ascomycota; Dothideomycetes; Mycosphaerellales; Mycosphaerellaceae. The annotation marks the transcript as partial. Gene Ontology annotation, cellular component: cytoplasm. The record is from RefSeq and is a predicted model, not a curated record. Gene Ontology annotation, biological process: protein folding.
CCGCCGGCGGAAGAGCGUGAGCGGAUGGACAAGGAGGCGCGAGCGCGGGAGCAGCAGGAACAGAGCCAGCUGCCAUACCAAUGGGUGCAGACGAUCCAGGACCUCGAUCUCACGGCGCCUGUUCCGGCGCACGUGAAGGGGCGAGAUAUGGAAGUCAGCAUCACCAAGACCAGCCUCAAGGCGGGCAUCAAGGGUCAGGAGCCUCUGAUUGAAGGCACGUUUCCCCACCCCAUCAUCGUCGACGAGUCGGCGUGGACGCUCGAGAGCAGCAAAGACGGCAAGGAGCUGUCAAUUCACCUCGACAAGGCGAACAAGAUGGAGUGGUGGGCGCACGUGGUGACAUCGGCGCCCAAGAUCGACACGGCCAAGAUUGCGCCAGACAACUCGAAGCUGAGCGACCUGGACGGCGAGACGAGGUCGAUGGUGGAGAAGAUGAUGUAUGACCAGCGGCAAAAGGAGAUGGGGAAGCCUACGAGUGACGAGCAGAAGAAGCUGGAGUUGCUGCAGAAGUUCCAAGCGCAGCAUCCCGAGAUGGACUUUUCGAAUGCGAAGAUU